AUGAAACGUUUCUUCUUUGGUAGCGGCUCCAAGAGCCAAGAGGCACGACCUGUCGAGAAUAAGUGGAUGGUGGAAGAGCGUUCCAUCGACGAAGCCCGUCCCCUGAGAGUCGUUAUCAUUGGAUCGGGCAUUUCUGGGAUCAUCGCCUCCAUUCGCUUCAGACAAAGGAUCCCCAACGUGGAUCUCUGCGUGUAUGAGAAGAAUGAAGAUAUCGGGGGCACCUGGUUCGAGAACAGAUAUCCCGGUUGUGCAUGUGACAUCCCAGCCCAUACGUAUCAAGCUACCUUUGAGCCAAACAAAGAAUGGUCGACGUUCUAUGCUGCCGCUCCGGAGAUCCACGCGUACUGGAAGCGUGUGGCUGAAAAGUAUGGUUGCAUGAAGUACGUCAAGCUGAAGCAGGGAGUCGUUGAAGCUGUCUGGGACGACUCGAAGAGCAAGUGGCAAUUGAAGGUCCAAGACAUCCAGACAGACUCUGUGUAUUCGGACGAAUGUAAUAUAUUGAUCUCCGCAACUGGUGCAUUGAACUCGUGGAAGUGGCCAGAUAUCCCAGGCUUGCACGACUUCAAGGGCAAGCUGCAGCAUAGUGCCCGUUGGGAUGAGAGCUAUGAUUAUACCGGCAAAAGAGCCGCGGUGAUAGGAAAUGGAUCGAGCGGCAUCCAGAUCGUUCCUGGCAUGCUACCAAAGGUAGCUCACAUCGACCACUACAUUAGGGGGCGAACGUGGCUUUCCCCCACCUUUGCCCGCCAACAUGUGGAUAAACGAGGAGGAGCUGAACUGGAGAACUGUUUGUCAACCCAUCCAGUCAUGCCGUUAAAAAAAAGUAUUGACCUAGUUGGAAUAGUCUCGUUUACACCAGAAGAGAUUGAAACCUUCAAGAAGGACCACAGCACCUACCAGAGGUUCCGCAAAGAAAUCGAACUCGAGUUGCAAUCAGUCCACGGUGUGACGCUACUUGGCACACCUGAACAGAUCGGCGCGCGAGAGGUCUUCUUACAGAAUAUGAAGCGCCGACUCUCGAGGAAACCUGAACUGUGCGAAAAUUUGAUACCUUCAUUUCCUCCUGUGUGCCGACGGCUCACUCCAGGCCCGGGAUAUCUUGAGGCUUUGACGGACGACAAAGUGGACGUCAUCACAAGCAAGAUCGUCAAAGUCGAUGCAGAGGGGAUCAUCACAGCAGACGGACAACAUCAUCCCACGGAUGUCCUUGUCUGCGCAACUGGGUUCGACACCACAUUCACUCCGAGAUACCCAAUCAUCGGACGCAAGGGUGCCACUCUAGCCAAUCGCUGGCAGAAGACACCAGAGACCUAUCUCUCCCUGGCUGUCGAUGGAUUCCCAAACUACUUCGUCUGCUUGGGGCCAAACGCGGCACUAGGCGAGGGUAACCUGUUGCUUCUGAUUGAGAAGGAGAUCGAUUACUUUACGCUCUGCGUGCAGAAGAUGCAGCGUGAUAACAUCCGAGCGAUGAGUGUGAAAAAAGAAGCGGUAGAGAUGUUUACUCGCUACUGUGACCAGUACUUCUCAAGAACGGUGUUUAGCGAGAAAUGCCGUAGCUGGUACAAGGGAGGGACCGAGGAUGGCAGAGUCACUGCAUUAUGGCCCGGUUCCUCGCUUCAUUCAAUGAGAGCUCUGGCGUAUCCUCGUUGGGAGGAUUACACGUACGACUAUGUCAAUGCCAAUCCAAACGGCUGGCUUGGAGACGGCUGGACGGAGAAUGAAAAGUUGAAGAAGAUCAACGUGGAUUAUCUGAAUGAUGACGAAGUUGAUUUUCCAACAAAUGUCAUUGCGGUAUCGGGUCAAUGA
Molecule: messenger RNA, 1803 nt
Organism: Aspergillus lentulus
Lineage: Eukaryota; Fungi; Ascomycota; Eurotiomycetes; Eurotiales; Aspergillaceae
Source: RefSeq, a predicted model, not a curated record